GGGGCGCGCUCCUCCCCCUCGCGGGCGGCCGGGCAGGCGGCGCCGACCCCCCGCGCGUCGCACAUGGAGCGCUGGACCGUGCCGGCGGCCGCGGGCAGCGGCGCUUCAGUGGCGCGCUCAGCCGGCCCCUCCCGCUCCUGUGCGCUGCUCCUCCGGCUCCGCGUGCGCGGUCACCAUGGCGUCCAGUGAGGAGGACGGCACCAACGGCGCCUCCGAGGCCAGCGACGAGAAGGAAGCCACCGGCAAGCGGAGACGCCUAGGCUUCCUGGCCACCGCCUGGCUCACCUUCUACAAUAUCGCCAUGACCGCCGGGUGGUUGGUUCUAGCUAUUGCAAUGGUACGCUUUUAUAUGGAAAAAGGAACACACAGAGGUUUAUAUAAAAGCAUUCAGAAGACACUUAAAUUUUUCCAAACAUUUGCUUUGCUUGAGGUAGUCCACUGUCUGAUUGGAAUCGUACCCACUUCUGUGCUUGUGACUGGGGUCCAAGUGAGUUCACGAAUCUUCAUGAUACAAUUUUUUUAUCAUCUUAUAUCCCGUUGGAGUUGCUGGAGAGCUUCUCACGAUAUACGCUGCCUUGCCUUACGUAAAGAAAUCAGGGAUGUUUUCAGUAAGGCUUCCUAACAAGUACAACGUCUCUUUCGACUACUACUAUUUUCUUCUCAUAACCAUGGCCUCGUAUAUACCGCGUAAGUACGGACUUACAUGUACUUCGAUUUAAUGCAUAACAUGCACGUGUUUGGAACAGCAAGCUAAGCUAAUUUAAAAAGUGAGGGGAAUGGAGAAUAAUUUCUCCCAAAUACAUUAGCAUGCUUAUGUGUUUGGAAUAAUGGAAGGGAAGUGAGUUAGUUCUUUCUUUCUUUCUUUCUUUCUUUCUUUCUUUCUUUCUUUCUUUCUUUCUUCUUUCCUGAUUAUGUGAAAAGGUAAGUAAAUUAAUAUCCAAGUGAUUGCUCUCUUAAAAAUAAUUUAAAUGAGCUCUGUAUGGUUAAAAGAAAAAAAAACUAAAUCAUUUCAAAAGCGUGCAUCUGUAGGACUAUUAACGAGGACUCUAGCUCUGUCUGAAUCAUAAGCAUUCUAUCAAGAAGACGUGAGAUCUUUUCUACCCGUUGGCAUACUGGGGAUUUAAUACAAAUGCUCUCUAGGCUUUUUUGUGUUGUUUCAUGGACUUGACAGGAAUACAGAUUUUUUUUUUCUUAAAAAGUAUUUUGAAUAAUUGAGCCUUUCCUCUAACUUCUCACCAUCUUUCAACAGUUUCAAUGAGUUCACGAGACUUUGUUCUCUUCUCGAUAGAUUUUUAUGUCUUUUUUUUCUUUUUGGAAAUCAGUAGCAGCAAAUAAAAGAAGGAAACAUGAUUUGUUCACCUUCUCAGUAAAAUAAAGGGAGGAUGUCUGUGGGAAGUAGAUGGAGAUGUGAGAAAGUCAGAGAGCCUGAAUUCGAUGUGGCCAGGUGAGAAGGGCCUCUUGUGUCACAGGGCUGUGCAUAGGAUUUGGCCAGUCUGUGAGAGCCCUGACCCUGGAGCUUUUCUAAAACCAAAAUAGACAGAGUUCAGAGGAUGCAUCUCCUUGUCCUUUACCACUUCGGCCUGAUUGACCACCCAGCCCGUGCUGUAAGCGAAGGAAGAUGGACAGACGCCGUGUGUCACACCCCUUGCUUUUUAAGAGUCUCAAGGUGGGGACAGAAUGCCGCAAAUAGAAUCAGGGCUCAUAAAGACUGCUUGCGGUCACAGGGGUGACCGGUCCUGUGGUCACCUCUCUUGUGACCUCUGAAGUUAGUCCAUAGAAACCAAGACCCUUAGAGAAUGUAGCUUGAGGCUUCAAACCUCUAGCCUGCUUGUCAGGUGUCCUGGGAGAUGUUAAUCUGACCUCUGACCUCUGCCAGUGGCAACUUCCUAGCUCACUGUCCCUGCGGCCACUGAGGUUUCUCUUGCCCCAGAUCGGUCUGUCAGAGACUUGUGUUUGUUUCCACAUCCUUACUGAUAUUGCUAGAUACAACAGCUGGUUUUACUUGGAUAAUCAACAACAGUAGCAUUUGAAUACUUAAUUUCAGUACUGAGAAUUUGCAUCUCUCACUCAACCAUGAGGGCAUUCCACAUGGGAGAAUUCCAGCGAACACUGAAGUACCCAGGAUGCAGUGCCUUCUGUUAAACUACUCAGGGUUUUAUAGGAGAACUCACUGUAAUUGCUUGGUUUGCUUUAAACGUACAUGACCUGCAUGUUUUCACCUGUAGAUAUAAUAUGACUCAAUUUAUCAGUAUGGGAAGUGCAUAAUAAAAACAAGAAACCCUGUCUACAUUCUUGUCCUGUUUGAACUAAAUUUUAAAAAUAGUUUUUGAAAACAACACACACACACACACACACACACACACACACACACACACACACACACAGGCCAAAGAUGCUUGAAGAAGAUAUUGAAAGUUUCUGUGAUUAAUUUCUCUAGUGUGGUUAUUCAGGGAUGGCCUUAUAUUCGGAGGUUAUAGCUGGUUCAUACUUGCUCAGACACCAGCCUUUAUGACGUGACUGAAAGUCUUUCUUCCGGUUCAUUUCACACUGGUUCAGACUUUCCUCCAAAUCUGCUGCACGGAUAGUCGUAUAUCCAGCCGGUACGAUCUGUACACACACAUCUGUGUGAUCCAUGACAGAAGCCCACAGGCCCAGCUGUGGGGACUGUCUGAUGAGGACUCUGUUCUGGCUGCCCCUUAGACACCACAUCUGAGACUAUGGCCCAGGUCCUGUCCUGCUCCAAGGGUUAAUCUCAGCAUUAACGCGUGAUGUUCCGAGAGCAUGUGCAGCUGUUCAGUGGGUAUGGAUGAGGGCUGGAUACAGCUGGGACAUUUACAUGUAUGUGCAUGCAGAUGUUCAUGGAGCUAGGUACAGUUAACAAAACAGAUAAAAGUAGACAGUGUAGUGUGGUCUGCUGUCCUUGGUUCUGAUUUAUUUCUGUGUUACUGAUGUGUAAAAAUAAACACGAUCAUCCAGCUCUGGAUGGAAACUGUGUUUAUCGGGGCAUAUGAACUUGCUAUGACAGACACACUCCCAGCAGUUUAUGUGCUACAUAGCGCAUGGCCUCUAGUUUUGCUCUUAGCUCCUGCUCCAUAAGCAUCAGUGGGUUGUGCAUGUAGUAGCUCUAUAUGUGUGUAGUAGCUCUAUAUGUGUGUCAGAGUUCUGUGUGUGUAGUAGUUCUCUAUGUGUGUAGUAGUUCUCUAUGCGUGUAGUACUGUAUGUGUGUAGUUCUAUAUGUGCAUAGUAGUUCCAUAUGUGUGUAGUAGUUCUAUAUGUGUGUCUAGUUCUCUAUGUGUGUGUAGUAUUUCUCUAUGUGUGUAGUAGUUCUCUAUGUGUAUAGUAGUUCUAUAUGUAUGUAAUAGUUCUAUAUGUGCAUAGUAGUUCUAUAUGUGUGUAGUAGUUCUCUAUAUGUGUAGUAGUUCCCUGUGUUUAGUAGUUCUCUAUAUGUGUAGUAGUUCUCUAUGUGUGUAGUAGUUCUCUAUGUGUGUAGUAGUUCUCUAUGUGUGUAGUAGUUCUCUAUGUGUGUAGUAGUUCUCUAUGUGUGUAGUAGUUCUUUAUAUGUGUAGUAGUUCUCUAUGUGUAUAGUAGUUCUCUAUGUGUGUAAUAGUUCUCUAUGUGCAUAGUAGUUCUCUAUGUGUGUAGUAGUUCUCUAUGUGUGUAGUAGUUCUCUAUGUGUGUAGUAGUUCUCUAUGUGUGUAGUAGUUCUCUAUGUGUGUAGUAGUUCUUUAUAUGUGUAGUAGUUCUCUAUGUGUAUAGUAGUUCUCUAUGUGUGUAAUAGUUCUCUAUGUGCAUAGUAGUUCUCUAUGUGUGUAGUAGUUCUCUAUGUGUGUAGUAGUUCUCUAUGUGUGUAGUAGUUCUCUAUGUGUGUAGUAGUUCUCUAUGUGUGUAGUAGUUCUUUAUAUGUGUAGUAGUUCUCUAUGUGUAUAGUAGUUCUCUAUGUGUGUAAUAGUUCUCUAUGUGCAUAGUAGUUCUAUAUGUGUGUAGUAGUUCUCUAUGUAUGUAGUAGUUCUCUAUGUGUAUAGUAGUUCUAUAUGUGUGUAAUAGUUCUAUAUGUGUGUAGUAGUUCUAUGUGUGUGUAGUAGUUCUCUAUAUGUGUAGUAGUUCUCUAUGUGCGUAGUAGUUCUGUAUGUGUGUAGUAGUUCUCUAUGUGUGUAGUUCUAUAUGUGCAUAGUAGUUCUCUAUGUGUGUAGUAGUUCUCUAUGUGUGUAGUUGGUUAUAUAUGUGCGUAGUAGUUCUAUAUGUGUGUAGUAGUUCUCUAUGUGUGUAGUUCUAUAUGUGCAUGGUAGUUCUAAUGUGUGUAGUAGUUCUAUAUAAAGCGCAGAGCUCUUUCAUUUAACAGGUUUCAAGCAGAGUUUAAAGCAAUGGCUUAUCUCUGUUUUCUUUUUCUUUUUUCCAAUGAAGUGUUUCCUCAGCUCUAUUUUCAUAUGUUACGUCAAAGAAGAAAGGUGCUUCAUGGCGAGGUGAUCGUAGAGAAGGACGAUUAAAUGGUCCCUACAAACAAGGUGCUUUUUUCAGAAAAACCGGAUUACUUGAGUCCAAGUUUUAAUAAUAAGAAUAAACAACUUCAUGAAAUACCA
Messenger RNA from Rattus norvegicus (Norway rat), 4577 nucleotides. The record is from RefSeq and is a predicted model, not a curated record. Lineage: Eukaryota; Metazoa; Chordata; Mammalia; Rodentia; Muridae.